ACAAGCAGAGGGAGCAAAAUGGCGGACGAAGAUAUUACGCUUGAUGGAAAACCUCUACAAUCGCUCCGAGUUGCGGAUUUGAAAACUGCUCUGGAGCAAAGAAACCUCCCGAAGAGCGGGCAGAAAAACACCCUCAUUAAGCGACUGAAAGGGGCCCUGAUGUUGGAAAACCUUCAGAAGUCGUCCUCCUUUCACAGUGGGCUGCAGCCCAACUCACAGAUAGGUGAGGAGAUGAGCCAGAAUAGCUUCAUAAAACAGUACCUGGCCAAACAGCAGGAGCUCCUUCGCCAGAGGCUGGAGAGAGAAGCCCAGCAAGAUCAAGAGGCAGAUGAAAGUCCAGCAGUGCCAGAGGAGGAUGAAGACCACUCAGAGGACAAUGACAGCUAUGUCUCUGACAAGCAGCAUUGCUCCAUACCCUCCCAGCCCUCAACGACCAGGGCGGAGGAGAAAGGAGCAGAUUCAGUGAUGGGCCAUGGGAUGAUGGCAUGCGCCCCUAACAUAGGCCUCGGUCCUACCCUCCACCCCCAGGAGUCCCUUGAGGCUCCAGGAGCUAGGAUGCAGCGAGCUACCUUUCAUCAAGGACACAAGGAGCCACCUGCUCCCUCUCCUCCCCGUGCCGUAGCCUCCCUGUCAGUGCGCGUCCUGGGGCAGCCUGAUCGUCAGGGGUUGCCCCCUGCUGUACCUCGAGCCCAGGAGAAGGAGGGAACUGCACCGAGUGAACCAGGAUCAGCUCAUCCUGUCCUCCACCUUAGUCGAUCUGCCGGGGUCUCAGCAGGUGGACACGACCAUGAGGACAAUGAUGAAGAUGACAGUGGUGAUGACGAAAGCGAGGAUGAUGAGGAUUGGGGGCCUGGUCCUGGCGGGGCACGAAGAGGCAACAGAGUACCUCCCCCACCACAGCACAUGCCCCCCGGUGUCCCAUCAACUGUUGCGAGAUCCAAACGCAAGCUUCAGCCUCCGCAGCACAUCCCACCACCCCAGGCACACCACACACCAAUGCAACUGCGCCACCCCACUCCUCCUCCCUCUCCACCUCCUGACCUGUUUCCCCUACCUGACACUCCCAAGCAGAGUCCACCAGACACAGACGACCAUGAAGGAGAGGGUCCUGAUGCUGCACGUGGUCCAAGGGCGGCACCAUUCCCUCCUUCCACGAUGCAGAGACAAGACUCUGACUCAAGCUCUCGGUCCAGCAGCCCUGAGCCCCCUGUGAAGCGCAGGCCAGGGCCCCUCUCUCUGCUCGUACACAAGAUGGAGUCAGAGGGGGCCUUCAGUGCAGUGGAGGCCACCUCAGCUGCAGAUAUGUCAAGAGAGACAGCACACUCCACUGCUGGGCCUGCCAGUUCUAGUGAAUGUCCACUGCAAAAACCGGAGCGAAAGAGGCUACAGGAGAGCAGAGAGAUCGAGGAAGGAAGGAGACUGAAGGAGGGGAAGGAGCGAGAACAACAGCAGGAGCAGGAGAGAGAAAGAGGAAGGCUACAAGAAAUGGAGAGAGAGAAUAAACGCUUGGAAGAAGAGAAGGAAAAGGAGAGGAAACGACUGGAGGUGGAAGAGAAACUGCGUCAGAAAGAAGAGCGAGAAAAAGAGAGAAAACGUCAGGAAGAGGAAAAAGAAAGAGAGAGAAAACUUCAGAAAGAGGAAAAAGAAAAAGGCCGAAAACACCAAGAUGAAGAGAAGAGAAGAGAGAAACAGAUGGUUAUGACUGAGGCCCAAGAUUCAGGUUCCUCAUCAGAUUCUGACUCCAAAUCAGACUCCUCUUCAGGCUCAUCACAAUCCUCCGCCUCCUCCCGGGAUAAAACCCGUCCUGCCAGGCAGCUGAAGAAGUCAGACCAAGGACGAGAAGCAGAAGAUGAGAAAAAGACUAACCUGAAUAAAGGGGCAGAGAAACGACACCUUUCAAAAAGGGAGGUGUCUGAGCCCAGCGCAGCCGCCGUGACCGAGGUGGAACCAGACUCAGAGAGCUCCAUGGCCCAGCAGCCACCCUCUGGGGCUGAGCCAGAGAACAGUGAGGGCCGCUUGGAGGAGAGCACCACUCCUAAGGCUUUUGCUGCUCGCAAGAUAUCCUUGACCAGCAGCAAGACGUCUCCAGCCACCACAGAGGGAGGAGCAGGAGAGGCCGAGACGGGAAGUGCAGCAGGGAGGAAGAGACGGUGGGGCUCCAGCACAUCAGUCACCGCUAAGAAACCAUCCAUCAGCAUCACCACUGACUCACUGAAGUCUUUGAUUCCAGACAUCAAAGUGAACCAGGAGGCAGUGGUGGAGCUGCACCCAGAGGAGCUGCAACUGUCCGGGGACGAGGAGAGUCUGGACCCCAGCCGGGGCGACCAGGACAAAGGCCUCAAGAUCCGACGCACCGUCACACAGGUCGUCCCAGGCGACAGCCAGGAAAAUGGACAGACAAAUGAAGAGGAAGAGUUGGAGAAAACAGAGAAAGACAUACAACGCAGGACUUCCAGAGACAAAAGGACGAACAGCGUAUCUGAGGAAGCCUCGGAAACACAGGCAUCUGUCAAGCUCGAUGGGGAGGCAACGAAAGUUACCCCCAGCGACAGUCUGGUACGUCGCUCCAUAAGUCAGCAGAAGUCUGGUGUGUCCGUCACCAUUGAUGACCCCGUCCGCACAACCAGGCAGCCCUCGCCGCCUCAUGGCAAAGUCUCAAAUAUCAUCCAUGUGACCAACCUGGUACGACCCUUCACCCUGGGCCAACUCAAAGAGCUGCUGAACAGGACGGGCAGCGUGGUGGAAGAGGGCUUCUGGAUCGACAAGAUCAAGUCUCACUGCUUCGUCACAUACGCCACGCCAGAGGAGGCGGUGGCCAGCAGAGCCGCCCUCCACAGGGUCAAAUGGCCUCUGAGCAAUCCCAAGGUCCUCAGCGUAGACUUCUGUGAGCAGGAUGAGCUGGACUUCCACAAAGGUGUCCUGAAGCCAGAACCGGAGAAGGACCAUGUGGCCCAGCCUGGUGCUCCUCAGAACCGGCUGCCCCCUCUGAUGCCAGAGCGAGACAGGGACAGGGACAGAGAAAGAGAGCGCGACAGGGACAGGGAGCGUGACCGUGAGCGGGAACGGGCCAUGGGAGGAGUGCGGGACCUGUGGGAGGAGCGGGAGAGAGCGAUGGAGCGCCGGGAACGAGCCCGUGGCGAGCGGGAAUGGGACCGGGACAAGAUCCGGGAAUUUGCAAGACCGGGAGAGGAGGAGCAGCGGUCUCGAUCCAGAGACAGAGAGAGGAGGAGGAGGGAGAGGGCCAAGAGCAAGGAGAGGAAGACGGAUAAGAAGGAGAAAGGAGACGAGCCUCCGGCCAAGUUGCUGGACGACUUGUUCCUCAAGACCAAAGCAGCUCCGUGUAUUUACUGGCUUCCCCACACUGAGGAGCAGGCGGUACAGAGGCUUCUGGACCGCACAGAGCGGCAAAAGGAGCGCGAACGGAGGCACAAGGAGCAGAAGGAGGAGGAGGACAAGAAGCGCGAGCAGGAGAAGAAGGAGAGGGUGAAGGGCCGGGAGAAGGACGGCAGCGUGGCGGCGAGCGGAGGAGCGGCCGGGCGAGCGGCCGACGGAGACAGAGAGAGGGACCGCGGCCGCGACAGAGAGGCGGACAAGAAGAGGGACAGCGGCCACCGGCCCAGGCGACCCUCGGCGGGCGCCGGCGGUGGGCACCGCUCUCGUAGCCGUAGCAACCCCAGAGACAGGCGCCGCUGAGGGCUGCAGGGAAAGAUGAAGAAAGAGAGAGAGAGGGGGACGCGUCUUAGCGCAGGACUCUGCAGACAGGAAGUCUUGGGAGGGAGUGUUUCCGCUUUGGAGAUACAUUUCUCUUGCCUCAAGUUCAGGACUUGUGUCUGCUCCUCGCUACCCGCCCCCACCGUGCGUUAAUUCGUCCACUUCGACGCCAGCGUUUGUCUUCCACACACUCCAUCCACCUGGUUCAUCUAGCUCCAGUCCCCCACUCCUCUGUCCUCUCUCUGUCUUCCAGAAGCAGCAGUCAGUCGUUUCCCUCUGUAGAGAGCAGCGUUCCUCCUCGUCUCUGUGUCGUGCAGUUAAUUCUCCUCAGUUUGAAGAAAAGAAGCGGAGAAGGGUGGUGGUUUUUUUGGCUCGCCUCAGCAUUUUGUCCCACUGAGGUUUGGGAGCCCGCCUCUUUAUUUUAGUUCUGCGGGUGCACAGUUCCUUCCUCCUCAGAGCCCUGUAAUAAAACCAGUCCAAAAUAGAUCCCUGACCUUCAAAUAUUUUCUAGGAUCAGUUUUAGUGUUCUACUCUUCAGCACUGAGUUUUUGAUUUUUUUUUAUAUACAUAUACACAACUAAAUUUACGGCCCGUCUUUGUCAAAGGGAGGAAAGUUGUUGUGUUUUGUUUUUAUGAAUCAUGUUCAUUUUCUUUUCCAGCCUCGGAGGGUUGUUGUGCACUACAGCAGGUGAUGUUUGUGUGAGUAAUAACCUUCAUCUCCGUCUCCCACGAAGAUACAACCAGUACCGAAGUCUCAACACUGUAGCCUAGAGAAGUGUGCGAUAGGAGGAGACGUGAUUUUGUGUUGUGGUGAUGCGGCAGACGAGCACAUGCCCGAGCUCAUCUUUACUGGAUGUUGUAGAGCCGAUAUGAAAUUCUUUUCAAGCGGAGGUUUGUUCUGUAAUAACUAAGAGAAGCUGACUUUCCCUGCACUGACGUGUCCAUUUGGAAAUCCCUCCUUUGACCCUUCAAUCAUAUAUACUGUUUAUUUAACAGGAGGUACAAAUAAGAAGUUUAUCUUCUAAUAGAGAAAUAGUUACAAGUUUUAAUCUUAAAUUUUAUGUUUAAUUCGAAACAGUUAUUUUGUUGCUUUUUUUCCCCCUGCAAGUGCUGAAUGUACCAAGAAUUUAAAAAAAUGAAUAAAUUUAAAUUGGUUACCA
Messenger RNA from Chelmon rostratus (copperband butterflyfish), 4871 nucleotides. It is a transcript of the gene acin1b, whose product is annotated as apoptotic chromatin condensation inducer 1b. The coding region runs from base 19 to 3693 and encodes 1224 amino acids. The transcript is spliced from 17 exons. NCBI's taxonomy places the organism in Eukaryota, Metazoa, Chordata, Actinopteri, Chaetodontiformes, Chaetodontidae. Gene Ontology annotation, molecular function: nucleic acid binding. The record is from RefSeq and is a predicted model, not a curated record.